This is a messenger RNA of Heteronotia binoei (common prickly gecko), 3904 nucleotides long. It is a transcript of the gene NRG2, whose product is annotated as neuregulin 2. Gene Ontology annotation, molecular function: signaling receptor binding. The transcript has 11 exons. Lineage: Eukaryota; Metazoa; Chordata; Lepidosauria; Squamata; Gekkonidae. Gene Ontology annotation, biological process: intracellular signal transduction; nervous system development; animal organ development. The record is from RefSeq and is a predicted model, not a curated record. Bases 1 to 2160 code for a protein of 719 amino acids.
AUGAGGCGCGCUCCGGCGGCGGCGCCCGGCUGCUCCUUCUUGCUCUCCUUGGCGCUGCUGGGCGUGUCGCUCGCCUGCCGCUCUCCCAGCCCGCGCGGCGUGCAGCAGCAGGCGUCCUCGGCGGCCGUGGUGCUGGAGGGCAGGCUGCAGGCGGGGCCCGGGCGGGCCAACAGCAGCGCCCCCGAGGCGGCCCCCUCGCCGCUGCUGGUGAAGGUGCUGGAGGUGUGGCCCCUGCGCAGCGGCGGCCUGCGGCGCGAGCAGCUCAUCCGCGUGGGCGCCCCGGCGGCGCGCUGCUUCCGCGCCGAGCGCAACGGGCGCUACAUCUUCUUCCUGGAGCCCACCGAGCAGCCGCUCCUCUUCGCGCCCGCCUUCGCGCCCCUCCACGCCGCCAGGGACCUCAAGAGGGACGUGGGCCGCGUCCUCUGCGCCGGCUGCGCUGUCCCUCCCAAACUAAAGAAACUGAAGAGCCUCAGCGUGGAAGUGGGGGCAAAGAUUUCUUUGAAAUGUGAGGCCAGCGCCGGGAAUCCCCAACCGUCCUACAAAUGGUUCAAAGACGGUAAAGAGCUGAAAAAGAGCAAAGAUGUAAGGAUCAAAUACGGGAAUGGAAAAAAAAAUUCCAGAUUGCAAUUGAAUAGGGUGAGAGUAGAAGAUGCAGGAGAAUAUAGCUGUGAAGCAGAGAACGUGCUGGGCAGGGACACAGUCAAAGGCACGAUCAGUGUGAAAAGUGUAAGUACAACUCUGUCCUCUGGGCCUGGACAUACAAGACAAUGCAAUGAAACUGUCAAGUCUUAUUGCGUCAAUGGUGGAGUGUGCUACUACAUCGAAGGCAUCAACCAGCUGUCCUGCAGGUGUCCGAACGAAUUCACAGGGGACCAGUGUCAGAACUUCGCAAUGGCCAGCUUCUCCAAGCACCUCGGAUUAGAAUUAAAGGAAGCAGAGGAGCUGUACCAGAAGAGAGUUCUAACAAUUACCGGGAUUUGUGUUGCAUUGCUUGUUGUGGGAAUAGUGUGUGUGGUAGCUUACUGUAAAACCAAAAAACAGAGGAAUCAAAUGCAUAAUCAUUUAAGGCAAAAUAUGUGUCCAGCUCAUCAGAACAGGAACCUUGCAAAUGGACCAAGCCACCCCCGACUAGACCCUGAGGAAAUUCAGAUGGCUGAUUAUAUCUCCAAAAAUGUCCCAGUAACUGAGCAUGUCAUACGAAGGGAAACAGAGACCACCUUUUCAGGGAGCCAUUCCUGCUCGCCAUCACAUCACUGCUCCACAGGGACUCCAACUUCAAGCCAAAGACACGAAAGCCACACUUGGAGCAUGGAACGGACAGAAAGUGUGACUUCAGACUGUCAGUCGGGGAUCAUGCUGUCUUCAGUGGGGACCAGCAAAUGCAACAGCCCGGCCUGUGUAGAGGCCCGCGCUCGGCGGGAAGCUGCAUUCUGUGAGGAUCAGCAGAGGCCAAUGACCCAGUACAGAGACUCAGUGGAUUCCCUUCGAGAUUCACCACACAGCGAGAGGUACGUGUCUGCCUUGACCACCCCAGCCCGCCUGUCCCCUGUUGACUUCCAUUGUUCCACGUCAGCCCACAUGCCCACCUUUGAGAUCACCUCCCCAAACUCAGCACACGCAGUCUCGUUACCCCCUGCGGCAUCCAUUAGCUUCCAAGUGGAAGAGCAGCAGCCAUUGCUUAGAAGGUACCAGGUCCCUUUCCAAGAAAUGCAGCGAUAUGAUAGUUACUACCAAAGAAGCAGCUACCUGAACGAGAGCACGGGGAGCUUGCCCUCCAGCCCCUUCCGCAUCACAGAGGACGACGAGUACGAGACGACACAAGAGUACAUCACCGCACUAGAACAUCCAAAGAGAAUAGGCAGUAGCAGCAGACGGUGGAGGAGAUCGAAACUCAACGGACAUCUGUCGCACAGGGGCAAAAUGCUCAGAGACUCCUUUUCAGUGAGCAGUGCCUCUUACAGCGAAUCUGACGAGGAGCUGGUAGCAGAGAGCACGCCUUUCUUAAGUCUUCGGAACACUGAAGCGAUGGAGACAGACUCACCCCCCCUGUAUCGCCCAGCAGAGAGCAGGACUUACUCUUCCUUCGACAGACACAGCACGCAGGGAGACCGCCACCUCUCGCACCCCACCAGGUCCAGCCAGGACUCAGCACCACCUUAGAGGCCCUGCGGAGGCUUCCUCGCAUGAACACACCCGCGCCGAGGAGGACAAAACGAACAGAACAGACAAAUUUUUAUUUUAUAUAAAAGAGGAAAAAAAAUAUAACAAAUGAAAUGUUUUAUUUUCAUUUUAGCAAUGGUGUCUUAUAAUAGCUCAUGGCAAAGACCGUUUUAUAAGGAAUCUCUAUUUAUAUGGAACAUCUUGAUUUACAGCUUCUGAGAAAAGAAUAAAUCGACAAAAAAAAUUUAAAAAGAAGAGAUGGGCCAAUUUUUGACUACUUACAAAUCAUUUAAAAAAAUAUCGUGGUGCCUUUUUGCUGUAUGCUAAUGCCAGAGUCCACUCUAAAGAUUAUGUUUAAGCAUCCUUGAGCUCAUAGGUUUUAUGUUCAGGGCAACUUGUUAUGGAAUAUUUUAAUGGGCACUUUUCCAUUUGAAUAAUAACAACAUUCUUAAAUUGCCUGAUAACUGGAUGUUGGUAAUCUAGUGCUUAAAUAUUGUGCGCUCUUUCUCUCUCUUCUCUCACUCUCUCUCACACACACACACGCUCACACACACACAAAGAGAUAUGUGAAUGGAUGUUUUCAUAAGUACCUUUCCCUUACAAGGGAAAAACAGGUGAAACAAUACAUGCUAUUAAGGGAAAAAAUCACAGUGUUGCUGCAAAGACAAGUCAGAAGUGAAAAAGCACACAAUUGUACCAGCCCUUCCAAUCUAUCUCUUGACCUGAACAGAUCUAUGAACAAGGCCAAACCCACUUAUGUUGUCACAGUGUUGUGAGGGGUGAAUCCCACAAAUCCAGUCUCUCAAACCAAUGUGGUUAAUGAAUGCUACUUUCAAGUAUUGCUGCCUAAAAUCUGCUUCCGCACUACCAAUUUGGAGACUAGCGACUCAUUCAUGGCUCUGAGCCACCGCUGUGCAUUUUGCAGAGCAAAAAAAAAGUGCGCAAUCCAGAUGCUGAUGCUGGCUUGAUCAUAACACGAAAGAGUGAGUCCCAUACUGGAGCAGUCAGGAUGUGCCAGGUGCUGUUGACGAGGUGUGGACACCACACGUAUUUUAAAAACUCCAGGUGAGGUAAGGGUCUCCUACAUGUCACCUCAACUCCCUGACCACCAGCUUUCCCUUAGUCCUCUUCUUCCUCCUCCUUACGCCUGAUACCAUGCCAUCCUUUCUCCCAUAGAAAGCAAGACUCCAGGAAGGACUUGGGGUGUCAUUGCCCAUGUGUAGCAUUUGGUCAGGAUAGCUGUCAAUGUAACAUCCUAGUGUUCCAGAAUGACUUCCUGUUAAACAGCAACCAGGAAUAGCCGCAUUGUUGGUCCCAAGACAGCCCUCUGUGUACAGGUUGGCUAGAAAACUCCCUUGAAAGAGAGAGAACCCCUCCCUUGUUCCUUUCAGUUUCUUGUGGGCCCCUCCUGUUUACAUCCUAGCCUGGCCUCUUUCUUUUCUUGUCUAUUUUGACUUCUGCAUGUCCUUUGCAUUUCAGAUACUGUAGAUUGGAUGCAUGGAGAAGCUGUGAUUGAGAAGAUAAAAUACAAUUGCCAGUGUAUUUCAUUUUAACUUUUAGCAAUAAAAAUAUUUUAAAACCCUUUGUUCCUCACCCACAACAGGGUCUAAUAGAAACGCUGCUAAUUUGUCAUAAAGAUGAUUGUAAAAAGAAUGCUCUGGAUUGUCUGAAUGUCAGAACUCUUGACUGUUUAACACUUGAACUUUUUUAUAUUAUAAAUAAAAGUGAGAAAUGACUACCACCA